This is a messenger RNA of Symphalangus syndactylus (siamang), 2583 nucleotides long. RefSeq lists its product as uncharacterized. NCBI's taxonomy places the organism in Eukaryota, Metazoa, Chordata, Mammalia, Primates, Hylobatidae. The record is from RefSeq and is a predicted model, not a curated record.
UUCACAGACCAGCCGGUUGGAGAGGUGGCAGCAGAGUAAGGGCUGAGGCCCCAGGCCUGCCUGCGGUCACACCACUUCUGCAACUGGGGUGCCACCCAGCCUAGUGUGGCUGCUGGGGCAGUGCAGUCCAUUUGAUUGAGGGCUCAGGCAGGAGCGAAGAGGGGUGUAGGUGCCCCCUGGGGAACAAACUUAGUACAUGGGCCCCAGAGGUGGCCUCAACUGUGACUGUUGCAGGCUGGAUGUGGCAGUAUUCAAUGAAUCUGAGAUUCCUGAGGCUGAGACAGCCACGGCACCAGCAUCGUCCACUGCAAAGCAGGCCAAAAGGGAUUUGAGAGCCAUGGAGGUCCAACACGUGCAGUAUCUCAGCCACCCGAAGAUCCCCAAAGGUCACGCUGAAGAUCAGCAGGCAUCUGCACACGGCAAUGGGAAGAAGAAGGUAACAUGGCAUGGCAGCAAAUGCAGUAAGCACCAUGAAGCUACUCACUUCAUGAGGGACAAAGUUGUUGCUUGGAAUGGUUUCCGGGGAGCCUCAGUGAAGAAGAGGACGACCCUCCAGGUAGGGAACGAUUCCAGGUAGGACCUGAUGGGAAAGGGUUCCCAAGAGCCUUCAGGUUAUCCCUGCGGCUUGAGUGGCUGAAGGAGGGGGUAUGAAAUCAAAAACAAAAUGAAAAUAUGUGUGAGGUCUGGUUUGUUCUUGGCAAUAAUGUAAGAACUUCUUGGCAUAAAUGUAAGAACUGUCUCUAGGGGCUAUAUGGAUGCUGUGUUCCUAAGGGUACUUUGCAGUACACCUCCUCUUUUCUGCCCAGUGAAACAACAAAACCUUUGGUUUGGAUUAAUCAGCACUCCUUGGGGUUGUGCACAAGGGCUGUAGGGCUGGGCACUGAGUGUCAUCUGUAAUGAAAGGACUCUGUGGGACACAGCUCUCUCACAGGCAUUUACUUGAACUUAGAGAAAAAGUUCUUCUGCUGUAUGCCAAGGGGAAGCUGGUAAUCAUCCUCUCAACUUUGAGGACUUGUUAUAGCACAUUCAUGUUUCUGUCCUCACUGUGCGAUUUCCCAUGGGUGGAUGCAGAGUGAAUAUCCACUCUGGCCUCACUGGUAAAGCUCCAGUCUCCUGGGAAGGCCGGGGAGAAGUUUGACCUUGAGCAUGUUUCCAGCCUCCACUUCCCAUCCCUCCCACAGAUUCUGAGAUGAGGCUUCUUUCUCUUCAGUUCUCUAAUUUUUGGGGAAGCCAAGAGUUCCUUCACACAGAAGAUGGCAUUACACUAUUUCCUGUCUUCUAAAAUUAGGCUUCAGUUGUUGUCUAAGUUGAUAUUUACAAGUUCUAGUCUUUUUAUUUACAGAUUGCUAAGAAUCAUGCAAGAAGCUCCACAUGAUAAAAUGUGCGGAUAGCACGUACAUCUGUCCAUGCUACGGAUGACAUUUUUUAUCUUUGGAGGACCCUCAUUUUACAUAAUGAGAUAUAAAACUAAGUGGGCACCCUCUAUCCAGUCUGGGGUAUUUCAUUAGACCCAGAACUCUGAGUUUGAUGCUGCCUAUCAUUUGCUUUUCCUAGUGAGACUCCCCCUGACCACCUAGGCAUCGCCAGCACCUUCUGUAUAUUAGAGACCUUCAAUCAGCAUCAGGGUCUAGAAGAAAACAUCAGACAGUGAGAUGGAGCUCCCCUUUGAAGUGAAGACAGCCCUGGUCCCUCCCUGAAAUUUCUGACAUCGGUUAAGUUUACUUCUUCCUUAAGGUCACUACUCUGACUACUAAUGAACUGUUUAGACUCCUCCAGGUUUGGACUAUUAUACACAGAAUAAAUCAAUAUGUAUUUGCUCACAUUAAUUUUCAAAUUCAUUCACGUUCUUAAGUGUAACUGUAGCCUUGUUGCAUACUAGUCACAUAGUCAAUGUAGUCACAUAAGGUAUCCACUCUACUGUCGAUUGACAUAAGAAUUUUUUUUCUCCUUCAGGAGGCAUGGCUCCCGAAGGUGCAGACAUGGCCAACUCCAACAACCACACCACACACAAACAGUCAUGAAAAUGGCACAGAAAUGCUAUCAAGAAACUCUUCUCCCUAUUUAGACCCCUAGAUCCUCUGGUGUGGUCUAUGCUGGGUAGAUGUGUGACCUGACUCCUCUGUUCUGAGGGAUUCAGGGCCAGGCCCUCCAGUUUCAGUGCAGGACACUCUACAUUCCACAGGAUAGCUCAAGGUCGCCCACACAGCCACUCCGUUUCUGCCCUCCUCUGAGGAGUUCGAAGACAACAAGGUCACACUGGUGUGUCUCAUCAGUGACUUCUCCUCAGGUGAUGUGAUCGUGCCCUGGAAGGCAGGGGGGACCCCCAUCACCCAGGGCAUGGAGACCAUCAAGCCCUCCAAAUAGAGCAACAGGAAGUACACAGCCAGCAGCUACCCGAGCCUGACGCUUGACCAGUGGAGGUCCCGCAGAAGCUACAGCUGCCAGGUCACGCAUCAAGGGAGCACUGUGGAGGUGACAAUGGUCCCUGCAGAAUCCCAGGGCAGGGGUCUCCUCUCUCAUCCCAAAGCAUCCAGCCCCUUUCCCUGCAUCCAAGUAACCCUCAAUAAAUAUUGUCAAUCAGAA